AGCUCUACGUGGAAAACACCCCACCAACACCAACUAACAAGAUGGACUCUACAUCGCCAGUACAGCCGCCUUCGAACAAGGACCAUCCAAUUGGAAUCAUCACAUUGGAUUCUGACGAUGAGCCUAUGGAUGAUUUGGACUCUGACGAUUACCCAAACGACCCAAUCUACAUACCAGAGCACUAG
Molecule: messenger RNA, 185 nt
Organism: Auanema sp. JU1783
Lineage: Eukaryota; Metazoa; Nematoda; Chromadorea; Rhabditida; Rhabditidae
Source: the annotation of a GenBank genome assembly